This is a messenger RNA of Symbiodinium pilosum, 1182 nucleotides long. The record is from the annotation of a GenBank genome assembly. NCBI's taxonomy places the organism in Eukaryota, Dinophyceae, Suessiales, Symbiodiniaceae.
AUGGCGGACGAGGCACCGCCACCACCACCGCCGCCUCCGCUCCUGUUGCACAGGAGUUCUUCGGCCGGUGGCAUUCCUGUAUUCAGAGGAGGUGAUAUUCACAUCAAAGGCCGUUCAGACCUGAACUUCGAUGGGCUCACGCCUGCUCCAGACCGCGUCUGGUACGGCCAGAUGACAAUGGAGAUUGCGAAAGAUGAGUGGUCUGUAGACAAGUUCUUGAACUAUGGUGCGGAAGGACAGACGUAUCUAGUCACAAGGACUGCAACAGGCGAGAAAUUUGCGGCAAAGUUCUGCAACAAAUUUGACUCUAUGGAAGUCAAGCUUGUGCAAGAGCUUCCGCGCCAGCUGGUCAUUCACGACAACUUCAUCAAGUAUGAGAUGAUCGUCUUGGAUGUGCAUGAGCUCUUCUCUCCAGCACAUCACAUCAUCUUUAUGGAGCACAUUCCAAAUGGUGAACUCUUCGAUGUUCUCGCUUCACCAGAGCCGUCCGUAGCCGGCAAGCCCUUAAGUGAGGGCACAUCGAGACGAAUCUUGCAGGAUGUCAUAAGCGGCAUGGCUGAAUGCUAUAGAUAUGGCGUCACGCACCGAGACCUCAAGCCCGAGAACCUGCUCAUCAACGAACAUGGCCGCAUUGUCAUCAUCGACAUGGGCCAUGCCAAGCGCGUGAGAGAAGCUGGGGUUCCUGCCCCGCACUCGCUUGCCAGAACUACGACGACCAACCCAUAUGGAACACCAGCUUUUAAUGCGCCAGAAGUAUCAGGAGGCAAAGCCUAUGAUUGCGAGUGGUCUGACGUCUGGAGUGUCGGGGUGAUUGCGUUUUACCUUCAUGGAAAACUUCCGGCCUUCAGUGCUGGAGGCGGUGUCGCGAGUUGGGAUGAUGUUAGUGGGAUGGGCAAUGACAUGUUGUGGCGGAAAAUCACUAGCUGCGGAUAUUAUCCACCAUUUCCAGACGAGCUGAAGAGCUUCAUCAACGCCUUAUGGCGGACUGAUCCUGCUGAGAGGCCAAGGUUUAGCCAGCUGGAGAAAGCCAUGCAAGGGGACGUUGAAACCCUCAAUCAGUUCCCUGGACUUCACUGGCUGGCGCGCCCUGUCAAUGAUGCGGCAGACUUCAUCGACGAACUUUCCCGCAGUUGUCCCAACAACUCGUUUCACCUAUCCGGGGGGCCAGUGAAGAGAUGGUAG